Molecule: messenger RNA, 2231 nt
Organism: Vicugna pacos (alpaca)
Lineage: Eukaryota; Metazoa; Chordata; Mammalia; Artiodactyla; Camelidae
Source: RefSeq, a predicted model, not a curated record
CGAGGUUGAGGAACUGAUGGAGGACACGCAGCACAAACUGCGCAGCGCGGUGGAGGAGAUGGAGGCAGAAGAGGCUGCUGCUAAAACAUCAUCAGAAGUGAACCUGGCACACUUACCUCCCAGUUAUCACAAUGAGACCAACACGGAAACCAGGGUGGGAAACAACACCAUCCACGUCCACCGAGAAAUUCACAAGAUCACCAACAACCAGACUGGACAGAUGGUCUUUUCAGAGACGGUCAUUACGUCGAUGGGCGAUGAAGAAGGCAAAAGGAGCCACGAGUGCAUCAUUGAUGAGGACUGCGGGCCGGGCAGGUACUGCCAGUUUGCCAGCUUCGAGUACUCCUGCCAGCCAUGCCGGGACCAGCAGACACUCUGCACCCGGGAUAGUGAGUGCUGUGGAGACCAGCUGUGCGUCUGGGGUCACUGCACCAAAACAGCCACCAGAGGUGGCAAUGGGACCAUCUGUGACAACCAGAGGGACUGCCAGCUGGGGCUGUGCUGUGCCUUCCAGAGAGGUCUGUUGUUUCCUGUGUGCACACCCCUCCCCGUGGAGGGUGAGCUCUGCCAUGACCCUGCCAGCCGGCUUCUGGACCUCAUCACCUGGGAGCUGGAGCCCGAUGGGGCUUUGGACCGAUGCCCAUGUGCCAGUGGCCUCCUCUGCCAGCCCCACAGCCACAGCCUGGUGUACGUGUGUAAGCCCACCUUCGUCGGGGGCCGUGACGAAGACGGAGAGAGCCUGGUGCCCAGAGGGGCCCCUGACGAGUACACAGAUGGUGACUUCCUGGAGGAGGUGCGCCAGGAGCUGGAGAACCUGGAGAGGAGCCUGUCGGUGGAAAUGGCUCUUGGGGAGCCUGGGGCUGCCUCUGAGCUGCUGGAGGGAGAGGAGAUUUAGAUGCAGGCCUGUCCUGUGGGUAGACGUGCAAUAGAAGUAGCUAAUUUAUUUCCCCAGCUGUGUCCCGAGGUAUGGGCUCACCAGGCUUCUUUCCACAGCCUCUUUCCAGUACAUUUCCCUCUGGCUUGAAACACCAUGAGGGACUGCACCCUUGUCCUGCCACCCCCCAAGCCCUAGCCUGUACACCUUGCAUCACAGUUCUGGUGCCUGGGGAAGACCGCAGUGUGGGAGGCUGAAGGCAGAACAGGGCUGCUAAACUGGUCCAAAUUACUGGCUGCUUUGCCUCUGCUAGUUGGCAGAUGGCACGUUUCAUUUUGUUCAACAUCGCUCACCUCGAGAAUCCUUGGAGGGGAGGGCAUGGAAAAGGAUGCAGAAUUUCCCCCAGGAUGGGUUUGGGGAAAUGCUGACUCAAACACGUGGGGAAGAAUGCCCUGCUUUGCAAACAUAAACCUGCAAAAAUGCAACAGAUGAAUUUUUUGUGCCGGCCCCUCCAUGGGUACAGGCGGGCGCUGCCCUCAGCGGCUGCUGGGGAAAUGUCCUGCUCACCGCCCGUCGCCUGCAUUCAUCCUUUCAGCAGUGUUACUCAGCUCCUACCUCCGUGCCAGGGUGGCAGCUUUACGUCCUCUUACCACAGCCUGGUGGAGGGGGGAAUAAGUCUCUCCGUCUGUCAGGACGUUGGAGGCUCAGAGAUGUCAAGUUGCUUGCCCGAGGCACACAGCAAGUGAAGACCAGAGCAGGAUUUCACCAGGUGUGAUUCCAAGCCCAGUGCUCUCCCCACUGCUCCCCACCAGCCUUGGUGCCACCAAAAGUACCUGAAAGUACCUGCUAUGAGGAGGAAGGCUGAGAUUUUUCUUUUUUUGAGGCAUAUCUGGAACUAAGGUCAAAGUUCACACACCCCUGGAAGAUUAAACUUCUGUUAGCAAUACAGUGUUCUCCCCAGUGCGCAGGGUGGCCAUCAUUCUAGUGGGGACACUCUCCUGUGGCAGUGCUUUAUCGGUAACUUUGAAGGUACUUGACUGGAGCAUGAUGUGUACGUUAACUUGCCAGAAAUAGAACUUAGGUAAUUGUAGGUCCAGGAGUAUAAAUGAAAUUUGCAAAAUCACUUACCAGCAACUGAAGACCAUUAUCAACUCCAUGGAGAAAAUCAAACCAAGUAAGGCUCUGUGAAAUACGGUUGUAAUACCCAAGCUGAGAGCACUGAAUUGUAUGCUGUUCCAUAAAUGUUAUUUUCAGGUGCCAUGGAGUGUUUCCAUCAUGUAUUCAUCCAGAGUUAUUAAAUGUUAAAGUCACACACACUUGUAUAAGCAUGCUUUCUUUGAGUUUUAAAUUAUGUAUA